AUGUCCGUCGGCGACACGCCAGAAGCGCGGCCGACGAUCGCCAGUCGGCGCCGCAAGCCGCUGGCAUCGCUCUCGGCACUGCUGCCCGAGUCGCUCGCCUCUCGCUCGCAGCGUCUGGCGCAUGCCUUCCCGCUCGCUUCGCCGCCCGUCGUCUCGCCGGCGCCGAGCUCGUCCAAGUCGCUCUUCGCCCUGCCGGCCGCGCUGCAGAGCCUCUCGCCGCGCGCCAGCACGUCGACGCCGCGCGAGCCGAUAGAUGAGGAGGACUUCAUCACCGACAUCUACGAUGCGCGCACGCUGUCGUCGUCCUUCGCCGUGCUGGCGUCUUCGGCAGGCGGAUCUGGCUCGCACGAACGGGACAUGUCGCAGUCGGUGCCCAGCACGGCGCUGCCUCGCUCGCCGCUCUCAGGCAGUGAGCGUGAGCUCGAAGAAGCAGCAGCGCGGCCGAUGACGGCCUCGCAGCGCUUCCGCUUCCGCAAGCGCAAGCUCGUCUCGGACAGUCGGCGGGUGGCACAGGAGCAGGAGAGUCGAGCUGCCGCACAGCGUGAAGCAGUGCCGCGCAGCUUCGCCUCGACGCUGGCCUUCUGGCGCAAGAGAGGCGAGCCGUCCGAGACUUGCACUUCGCCGCCGCUCUCGGGUUAUCUGGAGAGAACGCCGUCGCCGACGACGGCGCUCGGGCUUGACCUCACCCCAGAGGCACUCGCGGCCGUGGCAGCCGCCAGCACCUCGUCGCCCGUCGCAUACAUCUCCCACUCGGAGUCUGCCCAGAUGGAGCGAGCGGAUGCGGCUGCCCAAGCUGUCUACGAGCAGGACGAGGCGGCGCUGCGUGGGCUCGGCGUCACGCUGGCAGAGGGCCACGCGGCUUGCGUGCUCGAGACAACGCACUCGCCUGACUCGUCAGACGACGACGGCAUCAUGAGUAUGCCGCUGUCAACCUCGCUACCUGCUUCUCCGCCUCGUGCCGGACAUCGCAAGCGGGCAUCGGAGAGCUCCAUCCUCAACAUGUCCCCGCGCCGUUCCAAUGGCGCCUCAACGGCCACGGGUACGCUCGAGGCUGAGGCGAGCAUCGCGAUCAGCCUCGUCGAGGCAUUCUGCUCCACUACGCCCGUGCUUCCCUCCUCCAACGAGCAGCACACCAUCCGAGCUCGCACGGCCACGCGUCCGCAGCUUCAGCAAGCGCUCUCUGCGACUCCCGAGUACACUGCAGAGCCGCUCAGCAUCGAGGUGCCGCGCAGCGCGUCGGGCACAAACGGCAUCGGGCACAGUCCGCAGCACACUGGCUCACGACAGAGUCCCAUCUCGUCCUUCCGUCGAGCCAGCAGUCGCCUCUCCAUCAGCCCUUCGGACAGCCGCGCCAGCUCGACCAGCAUCAGUCCGGCAAGCCGCUUCUCAUUCCGGCGCAUCUCGCUCGGCUCUUCUCAGCAGCGCCACAGCCCAGGGCCCAGUCCUACCUCGCGCAAGAGUGGCAAGGCGCUGGCGGCAGAGGAGCAUGCGGCCGAGCAGGCCUUCGAGCGAGGCGAGACGCACGAAGAGGUGGGAGCACGUCGAGGGCCGCGACGCUCGCGUCCCACAAGCCUCAGUCUCGGUGCGGAGGCCAGACUCGCUGCCGACCAGGCUGCAGCACGGGCACCGCCUCGAGAGUCCCUGCCCACGAAUGUGGCGCAAGGCCCGAGGUCGUCGCUCUCCUCGCUGGUGCCGUGGAGUGCACACUACAGCGGCCCUGUCAGCCCAAGCACGGAGGGCUCCGUCGCUCGGGCAGCAGCGUUCCACUCCGUCAGCAGCCCGGGAUACGAGUUCCCGACGUCGGCGCCGUACAGCCCGAUCCCCGAGCUGUCGUCCUCGCCCGGACUCGACGAGCACCUCGACGCUGCAAGUCCCGAUAUGUCAGCGCCCGACUUCCUCUUCGCGAGCCAGGCGCUGCUGCAACAGCACGACGUGCUCCAGACGAAUGCACAGAUCGUCAGUGCCGGCUCGCCCAACGGCACGCGCCGUGGCAGCGCAUGGAGCAUCAUGCUGCCGCACUCGGCGGCGGGCAGCUGCGACACGAGCGUCGAGCUGCCGGCAGAUGAGACCGGCGAUGCAGACGCGGCAGGUCUGGCCAGGCUUCCAGACACGCCCGAGCUUCCGAUCGCUCGGCGCUACUCCACUAAGCGCACAUCUCUGCCUGCGACCGACGCAGCUUCGGCCAGCAGCAGACCCGCCUUGCAGCGCGCCAGCACAGCAUGGUAA
Tilletiopsis washingtonensis is the source of this 2226-nucleotide messenger RNA. RefSeq lists its product as hypothetical. The record is from RefSeq and is a predicted model, not a curated record. Bases 1 to 2226 code for a protein of 741 amino acids. Lineage: Eukaryota; Fungi; Basidiomycota; Exobasidiomycetes; Entylomatales. The transcript has 3 exons.